Molecule: messenger RNA, 2663 nt
Organism: Phalaenopsis equestris
Lineage: Eukaryota; Viridiplantae; Streptophyta; Magnoliopsida; Asparagales; Orchidaceae
Product: eukaryotic translation initiation factor 3 subunit B-like
Exons: 12
Coding region: 315-2474 (719 amino acids)
Biological process (GO): translational initiation
Cellular component (GO): eukaryotic translation initiation factor 3 complex
Molecular function (GO): translation initiation factor binding; translation initiation factor activity; RNA binding
Source: RefSeq, a predicted model, not a curated record
AAUAUUUGUUUCUCCCAAACCCUCGCCUAUACAUACUUCCCCUCACCCAUUUUGGGCACAAACUCUCCAUCUCUGCUCAAAACCCUCGCCUAUGUCCCUGCCCUCUCCGGUUUCGCUUAAAACUUUCGCCUUUUUCAACGAACCUUCGCGAUACAGUCGCUAUUAAAGCUUGCUGGGAAGGCAACGACGGGAUCUCUGCUCACAGAGUCUGCCGAACUCCCAUCUUUCUUGUCCUUCCGCUCUGCUCCUAUCAGAAAUCAUCAACGAAGUUGUUUACUUGAAGAGCACAAGAUUGUGAUCCCAAUUUUGUGAGGAUGGCUGCAAUCGUUUCAAUGGCAGAUAUAGAAGCCACGGCACGAGGUUUAGGAAUUGAUUUGUCCGCAGUUAAUUUGGAUUCCAUCACACUUCCCCUUGGAGAAGAUUUUGGGAUCAGAAGUGAUGACGACGAUGAUCUUUAUCAUGAAGAAGCCCUUGAACUGGAAUCUGGGUUUGGGAAUGUGAUUGUGGUUGACAAUCUCCCAGUAGUUCCACCAGAAAAGUUUGAGAAGCUUGAAGGUGUUAUUCGAAAGAUCUAUAGUCAGAUUGGUGUGAUUCGGGAAGGUGGUCUUUGGAUGCCAGUAAAUCCGGAAACGAAGAAAACACUCGGAUACUGCUUCAUUGAAUACAAUACCACUCAGGAAGCAGAACUUGCAAAAGAGAAGACUAAUGGAUACAAGUUAGACAAGUCACAUAUAUUUGCAGUGAAUUUAUUUGAUGAGAUUGAGAAAUAUAUGAAAAUUCCAGAUGAAUGGACGCCCGCUGAAAUUAAACCAUAUGUACCUGGAGAAAAUCUGCAAAAAUGGUUGACGGAUGAGAAGGCUCGAGAUCAAUUUGUUAUUCGUGCUGGAGCCUUCACUGAGAUAUUUUGGAAUGAUCCCAGACAAAUGAUGCCAGAACUUGUAUACCGCCGGCAAUUUUGGACCGAGAAUUUUGUCCAGUGGUCUCCAAUGGGGACAUAUUUAGCCACAGUUCACAGGCAGGGUGCUGCUGUUUGGGGAGGUGCCAGCACAUUCAGCCGACUAAUGAGAUUUGCGCAUCCACAGGUCAAACUGAUAGAUUUUUCUCCCGGCGAGAAAUAUAUUGUUACUUAUAGCGGCCAUGAGCCCAGCAAUCCCCGCGACACACAUAGGGUAGUCCUGAAUUUCUUUGAUGUGAGAACUGGAAAACUGAUGCGAGAUUUCAAAGGAAGUGCAGAUGACUUUGCGUUAGGAUCCAGCAAUUUAACUGGAGUCUCCUGGCCGGUUUUCAGAUGGGGUGGUGGCAAAGAGGACAAAUUCUUUGCCAGACUGGGAAAGAAUGUAAUCUCUGUGUAUGAAACUGAGACAUUCGCCCUCAUAGAUAAGAAAUCUCUGAAGGUUGAGAAUGUGGUGGAUUUCACUUGGUCUCCCACAGAUCCUAUUAUUGCAUUCUUUGUUCCGGAGCUUGGUGGUGGUAACCAGCCUGCUAGGGUAAGCCUCAUCCAAAUCCCAAGCAAAGAAGAAAUGAGGCAGAAGAACCUCUUCAAUGUCAGCGAUAUCAAGAUGUACUGGCAGAAUAAUGGAGAAUACCUCGCUGUAAAGGUCGAUCGCCAUACCAAGACAAAGAAGAGCACAACCACUGGCUUCGAGCUGUUCCGAAUUAAGCAACGCGACAUCCCAAUUGAGGUGCUCGAACUCGAGAAUAAGAAUGACAAGAUUGUGGCUUUUGCAUGGGAACCAAAAGGCCAUAGAUUCGCUAUCAUCCACGGUGAUGGCCCGAGGCCGGACAUCAGCUUCUACUCAAUGCGGACUGCUCAAAACGUGGGCCGCGUGUCAAAGCUUGCCACCCUGAAGUCAAAGCAGGCGAACGCUCUCUAUUGGUCUCCCGCAGGUAGGUUCAUAGUCCUCGCCGGCCUUAAGGGCUUCAACGGCCAGCUAGAAUUCUACAACGUUGAUGAGCUCGAGACGAUGGCCACCGGCGAACACUUCAUGGCCACAGAGAUGGAGUGGGAUCCGACUGGAAGAUAUUUGGCAACAUCUGUUACAUCAGUUCAUGAAAUGGAGAAUGGAUUCCAUGUCUGGUCCUUCAAUGGAAAGCUAUUAUAUCGGAUUCCGAAGGAUCAAUUCUGUCAGUUCCUGUGGAGGCCGAGGCCGCCGUCUCUGCUGAGCCUUGAGAAGGAAGAAGAGAUAUCGAAGAAUCUGAAGAAGUACAGCAAGAAAUAUGAAGCAGAAGACCAGGAUGUAUCUCUGCAGCUGAGCGAGCAGGAUAGGAAGAAGAGGAAGAUGAUUCAGGAGGAAUGGGAUCAAUGGGCGGCUCAAUGGAAGAAGCUGCACGAGGAGGAGAAGCAGCUGAGGCUCCUGCUUCGAGAUGGAGAGGCGAGCGACGAGGAAGAAGAAUAUGAGGCCAAGGAGGUGGAGGUGGAGGAGGUUAUCGACGUCAACGAGGAGGUUGUUAGUUUUGAUGAGGAUCAGGACUGACAAAACAACAGCUCUCUCUAUUAGAGACUCUUAAAAGACACUCAUUACUAGUUUUCAUUUUUGCUAAUUGCAGAAGUUUUGGUUCAAACUUAGGAGUCUCAAAGAACUUUAGGGGUGAAAGAACUAUGAUUUUAUUAAAAUUUAGUGAAAAUUCUGAGCUGUUGUCAAGAAAAUAUUAAUAAGAUUCAA